Messenger RNA from Rhizoctonia solani, 2358 nucleotides. RefSeq names its product glycoside hydrolase family 1 protein. NCBI's taxonomy places the organism in Eukaryota, Fungi, Basidiomycota, Agaricomycetes, Cantharellales, Ceratobasidiaceae. Gene Ontology annotation, molecular function: beta-glucosidase activity. Gene Ontology annotation, biological process: carbohydrate metabolic process. The coding region runs from base 1 to 2358 and encodes 785 amino acids. The record is from RefSeq and is a predicted model, not a curated record. The transcript is spliced from 19 exons.
AUGAAACUCGCCGAGCAUGUGUUUGCUGCUCAGAUGACGAGAUAUCGCAGCAAAUAUUCACUCGGAAUAUUUCGAGAAAAAAUCGUCUUUACCCCUCCUGUACUUCCCGAACACGUCCCGGUGAAACUCCAAUCAAUAACAGAGGCACCGACAGAUGAGGAUUUGACCAAGGUGCACUCGGCACUCCGUGCAUACGAGCAGUUCUCAAAUGUCCCUUCUAUGUUUGAUCCCCAAGGUUUCCCGCCAUUCGAAGUCAACGCGCAUUCAAAAAUAUUAGCACGUUAUAUGCAGCAUAUCUCCCAAACUCCACUCUCCCUUCAGCCAACCGAUCUCCCCGUCCUACAAGAGACUCCUGCACCCGACCAAGUUACCGAGGAGGAGACCUCGGGUGGGUCGCCCACCAUCAAUGUUGGUACUGGUGCCAAGACUCCCACACCUCUCCCACGAGAACCGGAAACCAAUCUAUUUGCACCAGACCCUAUCGUCCGCUCGGCCCUGCAGGAUUCAAACCACUUGGUGGAAAGGCUCGGCGAAACUAUGGAUAACAUUAGCAAGGUUUUGGCCAAUAUUCAACAUAGCUUGGUUCGAGGACUUAAGUCUGGUCGGCAACAUUGUGAGGACUACCAAACAGAUGCUUUGACUAAUAAGAAAGGCGAAUUGCCAGUAAUGUGCGGGCUACCGGCACUCAGGUUCCAAUGGAAGGGUUCCUGGAUUAUGGCAGACAUGAGUGAUGCUCAAUUAGCCAAGUACCUCAAGUUCUAUGACAUAGGCGAUUACCUUAUCGACGACGGGGAACUCCCAACGAUCAAGGGAGAGAAUGGCCAUAAGAAGAGGUUCUCAUUCCCCACAAAAAAUUAUCACCCCGCACUCAUCUCCAUCAUGCCUCUCCCAUCCAACUUUCUCUAUGGAUAUGCUACCGCUGCGUACCAAAUCGAAGGCGGCCGUACGGAUGGCAAGGGAGAUUCCAUCUGGGAUACUUUCGUUCACAAGGAAGGAAAGAUCACCAAAGGAGAAACUGGAGACAUUGCCUGUGAUUCUUAUACCCACUACAAGGAGGAUGUUGCCCUUUUGAAACAGUUUGGCGCCACAACUUAUCGUUUUUCGAUCUCCUGGUCCCGAGUGAUUCCUCUUGGCGGCAGGAAUGACCCUGUCAAUGAGGCAGGCAUUAAAUACUACAACAGCCUUAUUGACGAAUUGAUCAAGGAAGGGAUUGCACCCAUGCUUUACCAUUGGGACCUACCCCAAGCUCUGGAGGACAAAUAUGAGGGAUGGCUAAAUAAGGAAGAAAUCUCGCUUGACUUUGAGCGCUAUGCAGUGUGUGUUUUGAACGUUUUGGAGAUCGAGUCAAGCAUUGGAUCACGCUCAACGAGCCCAUCAUGGGGGUACGCCACUGGUUGGAUGGCACCUGGCCGGACAAGUGACCGAAAGAAGAACCCUACUGGCGACACUAAGACCGAGCCAUGGAUUGUGGGACAUUCGCUCCUCAUUGCUCACGCCAAGGCAGUUAAACUCUACCGAGAGGAGUUCAAGUCUUCGCAAAAUGGACAGAUCGGGAUAACCUUGAACUGCGACUGGGCCGAGCCAUAUGAUGAAUCGCCCGAGGCCAGAGAUGCUGCGUCGCGGCGCCUCGACAUGAACCUGGGAUGGUUCGCUGGUCCUAUCUACCUUGGAUCAUACCCCGAAUCCAUGAAGCACAUGCUAGGAUCUCGUACACCAGUCUUUACCCCCGAAGAACAAUCUCUCGUACUCAACUCGUCUGAUUUCUUCGGCCUCAACUCGUACACCACCAAUCUCAUAAAGGCUCCAACCUCAUCCAGCACCGGAGUCAUUCCGGACGCGUCGCUCACCGACAAGCCUAUUGCAGACCAGCUCCCCGACUCAUCCACGAUGGAAAUCUUUGCUUGUGUCCCCGAUACUCAAGUUGGACGUGACGGAAAGUUGAUUGGUCGUCAGGGCGAGGCACCAUGGCUUGUUAGCUGCCCUUGGGGAUUUAGAAAGCUGUUGAGAUAUAUCAACGAGAAGUAUAUCCGUGAUUCAGGACUUGUGAUCAUGAUCACUGAACAGGGGUAUCCGGUCUGGCGCGAAUAUGAGCUCCCGCUUGACAAGAUCAUUGAUGACAAGGAUCGUCAGGAGUAUUUCGAUGGAUAUCUUACUGAGGUCCUCGGUGCCGUUGAGCAGGAUGGCAUCAAGAUUGGUUCUUACGUCGCAUGGACACUGAUAGACAACUUCGAGUGGGCUGCUGGUUUCAACCAGCGCUUUGGAUCCGCUUAUAUUGACCACAAGGACGGACAUAAACGUAUCCCGAAGGAUAGUGGCAGGUGGCUUGGAGAGUGGUUCAAGAAGAAUGUGGCCAAGUAA